GGAGAAUACACUAGGGAACAAAGUUUGCCUCUGGAGAAGGACCCAGGAGCAACAGAGAAUAAGCUGGUGCUCUCUCAUUCAAUGCUCUUCCACAAAGACUGCUGCAGAAAGGAAACAUUACCUCUGUCCUAAGCGAGAGGCUUCAUGCAAAGCAAGAAAUGGAUACUACAAAACCAUAUGGAUUUUUCCUAGCCAGCUUCCUUGUCUACAUGCUCUUGGAGGAUCUCACUGAGGCCUGUAGAUGUACGCCACCAAGUCUCCGGAAAGCAUGUUGCGAACAUAACUUUGUGAUGAGGGUGGUAUUUUUGGGUGUCCAGCGGGAUCCUGACUCUCCUCCGUAUUUGCAGAUGAAUAAAUUUUCUGUUCGGGUUAUUCAGGUAUUCAAGGGUGCAAGGAGAGCAGUAAAUGCACGGAUUCUCUACUCGCCAGAAUCAGUGUUUGACUGUGGAUAUAUACAUCAAGGCCCUUUCCAAGAAGAUGACUACCUAAUUUCAGGGACAUUUAAUGGAAUUUAUGCUGAUAUCGCAAAGUGCAGCUUUGCAAAACCGUGGGCUCAAGUAAGUGAAAGACAGAAAAUGAACCUCUACGGUUUCGCUGGUAGGGACUGCAGUGAAAUUUGUUGAAAGGUAUAAACUUCAGGGCCAUCGCUGUCAAUAUGCUAAU
Crotalus tigris (Tiger rattlesnake) is the source of this 663-nucleotide messenger RNA. Its product is annotated as metalloproteinase inhibitor 1-like. Bases 159 to 623 code for a protein of 154 amino acids. Gene Ontology annotation, molecular function: metalloendopeptidase inhibitor activity; protease binding. The transcript has 5 exons. The record is from RefSeq and is a predicted model, not a curated record. Lineage: Eukaryota; Metazoa; Chordata; Lepidosauria; Squamata; Viperidae. Gene Ontology annotation, cellular component: extracellular matrix. Gene Ontology annotation, biological process: negative regulation of membrane protein ectodomain proteolysis; negative regulation of endopeptidase activity.